This is a messenger RNA of Exophiala bonariae, 1236 nucleotides long. RefSeq lists its product as uncharacterized. The record is from RefSeq and is a predicted model, not a curated record. The transcript has 4 exons. Gene Ontology annotation, molecular function: FAD binding. NCBI's taxonomy places the organism in Eukaryota, Fungi, Ascomycota, Eurotiomycetes, Chaetothyriales, Herpotrichiellaceae. The coding region runs from base 1 to 1236 and encodes 411 amino acids.
AUGUCUGACGACUUCAAAGUAUUGAUUAUUGGGGGCGGCUUAGGUGGUUUGGCCCUAGCACAGGCACUGCGAAAACAUGGUAUUGCCUAUGAGAUUUUUGAGAGAGAUCUAGCCUGGGAUUCGCGUAACCAGGGCUGGGCACUCUCUUUACAUUGGAUCUUGGAAGAUCUAUUGGGGCAAACUCCGGACGACAUGCCUUCAUUUGACCAUGUCAGUCUUGGUUACGAGCACGGAAUGGAGGCAGAGUUUGCCUAUUUCAACGCCUUCACAGGUGAGGAACAAAUGCGCUUGUCGCAUAGCAAGGAGAAGCCGUUUCUACGUAGUGACCGAAGCAAGGUCCGCCUUUGGCUGAUGCACAAACUGGACAUUCAGUGGAACAAGCACUUCAUCCGAUAUACCGAAGACUCUGAUGGCGUUACUGCCUACUUUGAAGAUGGCACGUCCGCCAAAGGUAGUCUGUUAGUCGGUGCUGAUGGAGUCAACAGCAAGGUUCGUGACCAGCUCAUGGUAGGCUCCGGGCUUAAGCCUCGAAUCAUUCCGCUGGGAAAUAUCACCUCCCUCGUCGAACUUCCAAAGGAAAAGUACACGAAGCAACUCGAGCUCGGACGUUCAUUCUUUCUCGCCCACUCUCCAAACCAUCGACUCUUUGUUGGAUUCCGCCAUUUCUCCAAGGACGAAGAAACCGCGUCCUUUUACUGGCGUCUUUCAUGGUACGAUAAGGAGACCCAGAAUGAGCCUUAUUGGACAGCCACAGCCUCUCCAGAAGAGUUGAUGGAAUACGCACGGGAAAAGACUAAGGACUUCUUUCCUCUGUUGACAGAAACUCUCAGGGCGACGCCACCGUCUGGAGUAGUUGUUCCGUCCCUGACCUUCUGGGACAUGCUACCCAUUCCCCUUCCAACUGGAAGGGUGACACUCUUGGGAGACGGCAUCCAUCCUAUGUCCCCGUUUCGUGGAGAGGGUGCAAAUUUUGCCAUGAAGGACGGCCUGAGUCUAGGUCAAUAUUUGGCCGAGAGAAAGAAUGGAGAGACGAUCCCUGAGCUUCUUAAGCGCUACGAGAGUGAAAUGCUGAUCCGUGGAUCUGGAGGCGUUUUGAAAUCUCGAGCGGCAGCUGAAGACCACGUCAAAGAGUCCGACGAGGCAGACAAGAGGCAUAACGGUGACAAUAGCUGGUUGACCGCUCGUAUUAAGAAACAAGCCGGCGAUCAAGGGUUCAAGCGCGUUGUCAAAGACUGA